AUGGAGGCGCUGCCCGGCCAGGACGCCAAGCCCAACCCGCUGAGCGAGGCCAACUUCUGCUCGCGGCUCUUCUUCUGGUGGCUGAAUCCUUUGUUUGUUCUUGGCCAUAAACGGAAACUAGACGAAGAUGACAUGUAUAAAGUGUUGUCCGAAGAUUCCUCGAAGGUGCUUGGGGAAGAGUUGCAAAGGUACUGGGACAACGAGGUGCAAAAAGCGAAAAAGGAAGCAAGAGUCCCGCACUUAACAAAAGCAAUUAUACUUUGUUACUGGAAGUCUUACUUGGCUCUAGGACUUUUUACCUUGAUUGAGGAAACACUCAAAAUAGUUCAGCCAAUAUUUCUGGGGAAUAUUAUUAGCUAUUUUGAAAAGACAGGCUCCCUUGAUGACAACAGCUAUGCUUUGAAAUACGCUUAUGCCUCCGCAGUGGCCCUGUCUGUGUGUACUUUGGUUUUGGCCAUAACACAUCACCUGUAUUUUUAUCAUGUGCAACGUGCUGGCAUGAAGCUGAGGGUGGCCAUGUGCCAUAUGAUUUAUCGGAAGGCACUUCGUCUGAAUAAUGCAGCUAUGACAAAAACAACAACCGGUCAAAUUGUAAAUCUCUUAUCGAACGAUGUGAAUAAGUUUGAUCAGGUGACUAUUUUCUUGCAUUUCUUAUGGGCUGGACCCCUGCAGGCCAUUGCAGUAACAGCCCUUCUUUGGCUUGAGAUUGGCCCAUCUUGCCUGGCUGGGAUGGCAGUUCUUAUUAUUCUGCUUCCUCUGCAAACUUGCUUUGGGAGGCUGUUUUCGUCUCUGAGGAGCAGGACUGCAGCCUUCACAGAUUCAAGAAUCAGGACCAUGAAUGAGGUCAUAACUGGGAUGAGGAUCAUAAAGAUGUAUGCCUGGGAAAAAUCAUUUGCUGAUCUUGUGAAUAGCUUAAGAAGGAAGGAGAUUUCCACGAUUCUUAAGAGUUCUUACCUUCGGGGACUGAACUUGGCCUCUUUCUUUGUUGCCUGCAAAAUAAUUGUGUUUAUGACUUUCAUGACCUAUGUACUACUUGGCAACGUUAUCUCGGCAAGUCGGGUCUUUGUUGCCGUGUCGCUGUACGGUGCGGUGAGUCUGACAGUCACGCUCUUCUUCCCAGCGGCCAUUGAGAAAUCAUCUGAAGCAAUGGUCAGCAUUCGACGAAUCAAGAACUUUUUAAUCCUUGACGAGAUUUCCCAGCUUAACCCGCAGCUCAGAACCAAUGACGAAAAUGCCAUCCUUCAUGUUCAAGAUUUGACCUGUUACUGGGACAAGACUCUGGAAUUGCCGACGCUUCAGAACAUUUCCUUUUCUGUCAGACGAGGAGAAUUACUAGUUGUGGUUGGUCCGGUGGGAGCAGGAAAAUCUUCUGUCUUAAGUGCCAUCCUCGGCGAGCUGGCUGCAAGCAAAGGUUUUGUGGACGUUCGAGGGAAAAUUGCCUACGUUUCUCAGCAGCCUUGGGUGUUCUCUGGUACCGUACGAAAUAACAUCCUAUUUGGGAAAGCGUACGAAAAAGAAAAAUACGAAAAGGUUCUAAGAGCCUGCGCUCUUAAAAAAGAUAUGGAGCUGCUGCCAGAUGGUGACUUGACGGUGAUAGGAGAUCGGGGAGCUACACUGAGUGGAGGGCAGAAAGCCAGAGUUAACCUUGCCAGGGCAGUGUAUCAGGAUGCAGAUAUCUACCUCCUGGAUGACCCAUUGAGUGCAGUGGAUGCCGAAGUCAGCAGGCAUUUGUUUGAAAAGUGUAUUUGUCAGGCCUUGCGUAAAAAGUUGUCUGUUUUAGUGACCCACCAGUUACAAUAUCUCCAGGCUGCAAGCCAGAUCCUCAUUUUAAAGGAGGGCAAGGAGGUGGGACAAGGCACUUACUCGGACUUCCUGAAAUCUGGAAUAGAUUUUGCUUCUCUUCUGAAAAAACCCGAAGAUGAUGAACUGCAACCUGUUCCAGGAACCCCCAGUCACAAGUCACCCAGGCACCGUACAUUUUCACAGUCAUCUAUGUGGUCAAUGGAAUCGUCUGUGCAGUCACAGAAAGAAGGCGCUACAGAACCGCUCUCUAUGGAUCCUGUGCUAACCACAUUGCCAGAAGAAAACCGUUCAGAGGGGAAAAUCAACUUUAAUGUUUAUAAGAAGUAUUUUGCUGCUGGGGCAAGCUACUUUCUAAUUUUAAUACUUUUAUUUCUCAGUGUUUUGGCACAGGUUGCCUAUGUGCUUCAGGAUUGGUGGCUUUCUUACUGGGCAAAUCAACAAGAAAAGCUGAAUGUUACUAUCGAGGGCAAGAUGAAAUUGAAUGAGACAAAAACCCUUGAUCUUAACUGGUAUUUGGGAAUAUACACAGGUUUAACUGUGGCUACAAUAUUGUUCAGCGUAUUGAGGUGUCUGCUCGUAUUUCAAGUUUUGGUUAAUGCCUCUCAGACGUUGCACGACAGAAUGUUCCAGUCCCUUUUGAAAGCGCCUGUGCUGUUUUUUGACAGAAACCCCAUUGGAAGGAUUCUAAAUCGUUUCUCCAAAGAUAUUGGCCACCUGGAUGACUUACUUCCCUUAACAUUUCUGGACUUUAUACAGGUUCUGUUUCAGAUUUGUGGCGUAGUUACAGUGGCUGUUGUCGUGAUUCCAUGGAUUCUCAUCCCUUUAGUCCCACUUUUUAUUCUUUUCAUCUUCCUUCGUCGGUAUUUCUUGGAUACAUCAAGAGAUAUUAAACGCCUAGAAUCCACAACUCGAAGCCCAGUAUUCUCUCACCUGUCGUCAUCUCUCCAGGGACUUUGGACAAUCCGAGCUUUUAAAGCAGAACAAAGAUUCCAAGAGUUGUUUGAUGCUCAUCAAGACCUUCAUACAGAGUCUUGGUUCUUAUUUUUGACUACCUCCAGAUGGUUUGCUGUACGCCUGGAUGCCAUUUGUGCUGUCUUCGUAGUGGUGGUUGCCUUCGGUUGUUUGCUGCUUGCGCAAACUCUAGAUGCCGGUCAAGUUGGCCUAGCUCUGUCCUAUGCAAUCACCCUCAUGGGCAUGUUUCAGUGGGGAGUGCGACAGAGUGCGGAAGUUGAAAACUUGAUGAUUUCGGUAGAAAGGGUACUGGAAUACACCGAUCUUGAGAAGGAAGCGCCUUGGGAAUCCAGCAAGCAUCCUCCUCCGGAGUGGCCGACCGAAGGCGUUAUAGCAUUUGAAAACGUGAACUUCACUUACAGCUUAGAUGGGCCUUUGGUCUUGAGACAUUUAUCUGCUUUAAUCAAGUCAAAAGAGAAGGUUGGAAUUGUGGGAAGAACGGGAGCUGGAAAGAGCUCUCUAAUAGCUGCUCUUUUCCGGUUGGCUGAGCCCCAGGGAAGAAUUUGGAUUGAUAAGUUUUUGACAUCAGAACUGGGACUGCACGACUUGAGGAAGAAAAUUUCAAUCAUACCUCAGGAACCAGUUUUGUUCACUGGAACGAUGAGAAAAAACUUGGAUCCUUUCAGUGAAUAUAGUGAUGAGGAGCUAUGGAAUUCUUUGGAAGAGGUCCAGCUAAAGGAGGCUGUAGAAGAACUGCCCGACAAACUGGAAACGCAACUGGCAGAAUCCGGCUCAAAUUUUAGCGUUGGCCAGAGGCAGCUGGUUUGCCUGGCCAGGGCUAUUCUCAAGAAGAAUAAAAUACUAAUUAUUGAUGAAGCAACAGCAAAUGUGGAUCCAAGAACGGAUGAGCUGAUCCAAAAGACAAUCCGGGAGAAGUUUGCCCAGUGUACCGUGUUGACGAUUGCACAUCGGCUGAAUACUAUCAUCGACAGCGACAAGAUUAUGGUUUUGGAUUCCGGACGGCUAAAAGAAUUUGAUGAGCCCUACAUCUUGCUACAAGAAACGGAGAGCCUGUUUUACAAGAUGGUUCAACAGGUGGGUAAGGCUGAAGCGGCAUCCCUAAUGGAAACAGCAAAACAGGUUUAUUUCAAAAAGAAUUACCCCGAAGUUAUUCCGAAUGGCCAAGCAGUCGCCAGUUCGUCAGUCGAUGUUUCUCCGGGACUGAUUAUUUUUGAAACUGCACUAUGAAACAGCGCUUUUUAAAAAAAGAAGACGAUUGUAAUAGUAAUAUAAUGCAAACCAAUGUUGCUAAUAAUUGAAAAGACUGAUUUUUGUACUCGGUAGAUAAUCAUAUUGGAAAAGAAAUGUUUUUCGUGAGUCUCUCUCCUUUCGUUUGGACGUGUUGUAGCUGAACGUUUUAAAACGCAAUAUAUUUUUACUUAUAACUGCCUGAUCCUGUGGAUUGGCCUCAACAUGCAGUUUCCCCUCCAAAAUCUAAAACCACAUUUUUAUAUUGGGCAAGACAGGGUCAGACAUCCUGAUUGGCCUGGCUUGUUAUCUGUGUGCCUUGAUAUAGGGAAGCUGCAGAUUUACUCUGCAAACGUCUCUUAUUCCAAAUGAAUGUUUCAUACAAUGCAGUUGGUUUAUGUGGGCGGCAGGGAAAUGGUGCUAAACAGCUGUGCUGCAGGUGCCUCCAUCAGCGCUGUAUUGGACCUGGGGUCAGGUUUGGCUAAUGGCACCACGUUGCCUGUUGCAGCAUUCUGACAGAGGGUCCUUUGAACCCAAUCCUGUUGUUCCAAAGGCUGAGGCUGUGAAGAAGGUCCUGCACACCUUGUGACCUGUUUUAUCUCCUUCAGCCUAUUGGCUCUAUAUUGUUGCCUACCUUUUGUGUUUUAACGUACAACCUUGGACUGCAUCGGAGGACGUUCUCAAGGACCUCGUCGGCCGUAAGGCCAAGCUGGUAGAUUUCGUUCUGCUUGGUGGUCUGUAUCUUCUGUAGGCCUGUUGUAAAAAAGUGGUGCAUUUGCAUUCUUUGUUUUACUGUUACGCUUUUGUAGCCAUGUGUUUGGAUCACAGGUACCAGAGUGCCUUGUACUUGGAAAUUUGAAAUCUCUUCUCUCAGGUUAGAAAUUAAAAAUGUAUUUUUUUAACGUUGCAUAUGGGGGCAAGCUGAGGGGUAAAGGAAGCCCAAAUGACUACAUCCUAACCAAUACAUAAAUCCUCAGUGGAAUCACAAUACGUUUAUGGCAGUGUUUUUAAGCAAUUUUAUAAAUCGGCUAGUUCAAGAAAUGAGCAAAAUGACAUCUGUUUAUCUAGAGAGAAAUUCUACAUGUUUGUGCCUUUAAUUUGUGCCUUUAACUUGUUUAAAUUUGGAGAAAGACACAACAUAGGAAUGGUUGAAAGCUCAUAUAUGCAACGUAAUGCCACUGGUGGUCAGGGUAUGGCACCUUUAUUGCCUUUAUUGGUCGAAUCUCCACUUCCAAAGGUGUAAAGCAAGAGAUGCGGAGCUUCACCUGGCAUAUACUCAAAGGUUGAAUGAACCAUUUGUCCAAAUGAUAACUCGGCACUGUGUUUCUGUAACUAAAUGCUUGUUGCAUCAAACACUCGAGCUGUUUCUUUGAAAGUGGCACGGGAUCCAAAUACCCACAGCAUCCUUACACCCUAGGAAAGGAGGAACUAGGGGAGCAGAGCAGAUCUGGUUGACAGAAUCAUACAAGGCAGGGUCUGGAUGGGGCAGAGGGCCUGUACAAUUCCUAAAUGGUUCUCUCCCCUCCUCCCUGGGACGCAUGGUUCUGUCCGGCCUGUGUUAAGCCACUGGAAAAAAAAUAUUCUGUGCCAGUACCAAUGAGGUAUGAAUUGGUUCGUUGUGAUAUCCUGCCAAGUGUUGGAGGCAACAUCACCACAUACAUACUGCAUCUAAUAAUAAAUAUGCAAAAACAAGGGACUAGAAAGAUUACAGAGAAUUGUUUUAGUAAGCAGUUAAAUGUAAACCCUGGUACAUAGGCUUGCACAUAUUCACCCACAGCCACCGUUUUUUUAUUUCCUCUGGCAAGAGUCAGACAUACUGAUUGGGGACACAGUGCCCUAGAUGGGUUGAUAAUGAUGAGGUUAUCACUUUAGCUCUGAUGGGAGCUGUGGGCGUUGCAAAGCGUCGUGGUCAUGGAAAUGCUUGUCUGCGAUUUCCAAAGGUUUUAUCAAUAAUAACAAUUACAGACAUUCUAAGCAAAAGCUCAGUGUCAAAAAAAGCUGGCGUUGAGCAUGCUUCUGUGUUGACUGUUGGACCAGAAAGAAGUCUAUGUAAGAGCAGAUUGUUCUCAUUUUGUGCAGGUGUGGGUAUAUGACUGUUCAUACAUCUUUCUUUUUAGCAUGCAUUGCAUCAGAAUGUGUUGCCAACCUAAACACUCCAAAAUGAAAGUUCUCAGUGCAUUGUAUAUUUGAUCUGUGUGCCUUAUUGCACCGCAAGCCCAAUUUAUUUAAAGAGACUUAGUUUAAGCCCUCACUGUGGUUUUCUUUAUUAAAAGUUGCA
Eublepharis macularius is the source of this 6280-nucleotide messenger RNA. It is a transcript of the gene ABCC4, whose product is annotated as ATP binding cassette subfamily C member 4. The transcript is spliced from 31 exons. Gene Ontology annotation, biological process: transmembrane transport. The coding region runs from base 1 to 4002 and encodes 1333 amino acids. Gene Ontology annotation, molecular function: ATP hydrolysis activity; ABC-type transporter activity; ATP binding. NCBI's taxonomy places the organism in Eukaryota, Metazoa, Chordata, Lepidosauria, Squamata, Eublepharidae. The record is from RefSeq and is a predicted model, not a curated record. Gene Ontology annotation, cellular component: plasma membrane.